AUGCAAUUCAGCCAGCUCCUUCUUACCGCCCUCUUCGCCGCUCCUGCGGUCCUGGCUUCUCCAGUCGCCGGCGUGUCGAUGAUGGCUGCUGGCCCUGAGUGGACUAUUGAGAACAUGAAGCGGGUCUGCAACGGCGACAAUACCUCAUGCACCUGGACCUUCGGCAUCAACCCCGGAUCAGGCGCUACCGCUUGCACCUAUGUCGUGACCGCCAACGAUGCCUCUGAGGCUAACGGAGGCCCUUCUACCUGCGGCGCUUAUACCAUCACCUCAGGCUGGAGUGGCCAGUUUGGUCCGGGCAAUGGCUUCACUACCUUGUCCGUUGUCAAUGACCAGUCUCGCCAGAUCAUCUGGCCCGCCUAUACCGACAAGCAGCUUGCCGGUGGGAACGUCGUGAAGCCUGAUCAGUCUUACGCCCCCGCCGCUCUCCCUUGA
Messenger RNA from Penicillium canariense, 435 nucleotides. RefSeq lists its product as uncharacterized. The transcript has a single exon. The record is from RefSeq and is a predicted model, not a curated record. NCBI's taxonomy places the organism in Eukaryota, Fungi, Ascomycota, Eurotiomycetes, Eurotiales, Aspergillaceae. Bases 1 to 435 code for a protein of 144 amino acids.